UUAUUUCAUCAUCUUCAUUUCAAACAUUAACUUCUUCAUUGAGAAAAACAUGGCAACUUCAAAGAUAGUUUUCAUUACCCUUUUCUUUAGCUUAGCUAGUAUUAUUGCCAAUUCCAAAGCCAAUUUCAAUGAUGAAUUUACAAUUACUUGGGGAGAUGGUAGAGGUAAGGUCCUCAACUCUGGGGAUGACCUCACCCUCUCCCUCGAUAAAGCUUCCGGCUCCGGCUUCCAAUCCAAAAACGAAUACCUCUUUGGUAAGAUUGAUAUGCAGUUAAAACUUGUCCCUGGUAAUUCAGCUGGUACUGUCACUGCUUACUAUCUCUCGUCUAUGGGUAACACCCAUGAUGAGAUUGAUUUUGAGUUCUUAGGGAAUGUUAGUGGACAACCUUACACACUCCACACUAAUGUAUUUGCUCAAGGCAAAGGUAACCGUGAAAAACAAUUUCACUUGUGGUUCGACCCUACUAAAGAUUUCCACACUUACUCAAUCCUUUGGAAUCCACAGAGAAUUGUUUUCUCUGUUGAUGGAAUUCCAAUCAGAGAACACAAGAACAUGGAAUCAAAGGGAAUUCCAUUCCCUAAGAAUCAACCUAUGAGGAUAUACUCUAGUUUGUGGAAUGCUGAUGAUUGGGCUACCCAAGGAGGUCGGGUUAAGACCGAUUGGGCUCAAGCUCCUUUCACUUCCUCAUACAGGAACUUUAAAGCUGAUGCUUGUAUAUGGACCUCUGGUUCAUCUUCGUGUGGGUCGGGUUCUAAGCCCGCAUCGGGCUCCAAUUGGUUGACACAAGAGCUUGAUUCCGCAAGUUUGGGAAGGAUGAGAUGGGCGGAAAAGAAUUACAUGGUUUACAAUUAUUGUGCUGAUCUUCAAAGGUUCCCUCAAGGCCUUCCUACAGAAUGCUCUGCUACGGAUUGAAUAACGCGUUAAACAUUUUACUGAUAAAUUAUUUUAGCCCAUUCUUUUAUUCUUUGAAUCACUAAUAUAAUAAUAUUGUACUGAUUAGAAUUAUUAAAUAUGAAAAUUCUUGGGAAAUUGUGAAAUUCUUCAUUGGAAAUGCAAAAAACAAAGAACACCCACUUGUUUGACGUGCAUCAA
Spinacia oleracea (spinach) is the source of this 1093-nucleotide messenger RNA. RefSeq names its product probable xyloglucan endotransglucosylase/hydrolase protein 23. The record is from RefSeq and is a predicted model, not a curated record. NCBI's taxonomy places the organism in Eukaryota, Viridiplantae, Streptophyta, Magnoliopsida, Caryophyllales, Amaranthaceae. Gene Ontology annotation, molecular function: xyloglucan:xyloglucosyl transferase activity; hydrolase activity, hydrolyzing O-glycosyl compounds. The transcript has a single exon. Gene Ontology annotation, cellular component: cell wall; apoplast. The coding region runs from base 50 to 913 and encodes 287 amino acids. Gene Ontology annotation, biological process: cell wall biogenesis; xyloglucan metabolic process.